UCCCUCGUCCUCUCCGUCCCCUUCCUCGCUAUAUAUAUCCUCCUCCUCUUAUCACCAACCUCAUCGAACACUCUCCAAUCUCCUCCUCACGCGCACCAACUCCCUUUCCUCCAUUAAUGGCGUCCUCUCUCACCUCCCUCGCGAGUGUUCGGCCCACGAUCGCGGCUCCGAGAAGCUUCGGAGGCUCUCGCCUCCUCGUCCCCUCGUCGUCCUCGGCUUCGUUGAGCUUCCACAAGAGCCACCUCUCGAAGAUCUCCUCCUCCUCCGUGCUCUCCGGUGGCCGCGUCGUCGCCUCGCCCUCUUCGUCCCCCUCGCUCCGGAGCCGAGCCCGAUUCGCCAGCUCGGCGCGGGCCGAGCUCAAGGAGGCUGAGCUGCAGUCUAAGGUCACUAACAAGGUGUACUUUGACAUAAGCAUCGGUAAUCCUGUGGGGAAGCUUGUUGGAAGGAUCGUCAUCGGGCUGUAUGGGGAGGAUGUGCCCCAAACUGCAGAGAACUUCCGCGCUCUUUGCACUGGGGAGAAGGGAUUCGGAUAUAAGGGCUCCACGUUUCAUCGUGUCAUUAAGGACUUCAUGAUUCAAGGAGGAGAUUUUGACAAGGGAAAUGGAACUGGAGGUAAAAGCAUAUACGGGCGUACGUUUAAGGAUGAGAAUUUCAAGCUGGCUCAUUUGGGACCUGGCAUCGUUAGCAUGGCAAACGCCGGACCAAACACUAAUGGAAGCCAGUUCUUCAUUUGUACUGUCAAGACGCCGUGGUUGGACCAGAGGCACGUGGUGUUCGGGCAGGUUCUCGAGGGCAUGGAUGUGGUGCGGCUAGUCGAGUCGCAGGAGACCGACCGCGGCGACCGGCCCAAGAAGCGAGUCAUCAUCAGCGACUGCGGGGAGCUUCCCAUGGUCUGAUCGGUUGAAUCUUAACCCUGCUUUCGUCUCUUUGAAUGAGAAAAAAAGAAGAAAAACACUUGAUGUGUCCACCCCUUAGUUUUGUAGCAAUUUUAAUGAAUGUUGGUAGAGAGAGAGACAGAGAGAGAGAGAGGAGAAGAUAGGGAGGAGUAGAAACUACUGCCCUAUUUGAUGGGCUUCUUAAAGACGGCAAAUGGAUUGUGCCUUAACGGCGCAUUUGCUCUCUGCUUUUACUAUGCAAAGUGAGCAAUAAGAUCCUAUGAAACUGUGAAAGCUAUAAUUCUUUUCUUCUUUUUCACCUCCU
Molecule: messenger RNA, 1200 nt
Organism: Ananas comosus (pineapple)
Lineage: Eukaryota; Viridiplantae; Streptophyta; Magnoliopsida; Poales; Bromeliaceae
Product: photosynthetic NDH subunit of lumenal location 5, chloroplastic
Exons: 7
Coding region: 117-896 (259 amino acids)
Biological process (GO): protein peptidyl-prolyl isomerization; protein folding
Molecular function (GO): peptidyl-prolyl cis-trans isomerase activity
Source: RefSeq, a predicted model, not a curated record